This is a messenger RNA of Nothoprocta perdicaria, 1214 nucleotides long. It is a transcript of the gene ZNF365, whose product is annotated as zinc finger protein 365. The record is from RefSeq and is a predicted model, not a curated record. The transcript is spliced from 5 exons. Bases 1 to 1089 code for a protein of 362 amino acids. Gene Ontology annotation, biological process: telomere maintenance; regulation of double-strand break repair via homologous recombination; regulation of DNA strand resection involved in replication fork processing. NCBI's taxonomy places the organism in Eukaryota, Metazoa, Chordata, Aves, Tinamiformes, Tinamidae. Gene Ontology annotation, cellular component: centriolar satellite.
AUGAACAUUUUUGCCUCCCCCAACGCAUCAGCCUAUGAGAAGGUAAAUGGAAUUGAUGUGCAGCGGCGGCCCUUCCGCUGCCCGCGCUGCGGCGGCGGCUUCCGCAGCCUGGCGGCGCUGCGGGCGCACCUGGAGCGCGGCUGCGCCGGGGGCAGCCUGCUGGGCCCCAGCCGCCUCCUCUCCUGCCGCCAGGAUGCUGAGCUGCUCCCCGCCGCCCAGCCCCGCGGCGGCACCGAGGGCCGGCGGCCGCUCGAGCUGGAGGCCGAGCGGCCGGCGUCGCUGCUGGCCGAAUACGCACCCGCUGAUGCCGCCGAGCCCGGCUUCCCGGGCGGCGAGCCCAAGGCCGCCCUCGAGGCGCACGUCAGGGAGAAGUUCAACAGGAUGGUGGAGGCCGUGGACCAGAGCAUCGAGAAGAGAAUCGAGAGGCUCACCCAGGAGCUGGCCCGCAAGACGGCCGAGCUGCUGGAGGUGCGGGCAGCUUUCGUGCAGCUCUCGCAGAAGAAGCAGGAGGUGCAGCGUCGGGAGCGCGCCCUGAGCAGGCAGGUGGAUGUCGCGGUGGAGAUGAUCGCAGCCCUCAAGCAGCGCCUCAGCGAGUCCGAGGAGGAGCUGCACAGGAAGGAGGAAGAAGUUGUUACUUUCAACCACUUCCUUGAAGAAGCAGCAGAGAAAGAAGUCCGGGGAAAAGCCAGGCUCCAGCACUUCAUUGAGAACCUAUUGCAGCGGGUGGACCUGGCAGAAAGGCAGCUAGAAUAUUACCAAAAUCAGCAGCUUGUGUGCCACCACAACGAUGUUGACGAACCUGUGUUUACAGAAAUUUCAUUACAUAAGAAACCCAGAUGCCUGAGCCAAGGAAGUCAACACACUUCAUAUAAUAUCCCUGACACAAAGCCUCAUACCUUCCAGAAAGGAAGAAUCUUGUUGAAAAAAGUGAAGGAUGAAAAAAACAGCAUCCAGCCAGUCAAAUAUUUCUAUGAACCUUCUGAUUGCCCAAGAGAACUAUGGAGACCACAAAAGAAAGCUGAACUAGUUUACUCUGCCAGAAAGGUGAAURCAAAAUCUAAGAUGAAUAAAAAGGCGAAACCACUAUAAGAACGUUUAGUAACAUAUAUAAUAACACAGGAGCUUGGCUUCAACACAGCAAAUACUGACUGAAGUUAAUCAUCCCGGUUUUUGCUAUCCAUCUGGCCACACCAAAACAUAUCAAAUAUAAUAUA